Molecule: messenger RNA, 2393 nt
Organism: Linum trigynum
Lineage: Eukaryota; Viridiplantae; Streptophyta; Magnoliopsida; Malpighiales; Linaceae
Source: the annotation of a GenBank genome assembly
UUGCUUUCCCUUUCUAGCCAUCUCUUUCAUGAUUUGUUUCGUUUUGCUCCUGUUUUAAUUACCCACCCCAACCUUAAUUAUUAUAAACCUCAUUGCACGUAAAAUAUAUAUAAUAGUCAUACAUACAUGCAUUAUUCAAAGAGCUUCCUCCAUAAAGACUCCCUAUCAUGGGCAUACCUCCAAUGCCAUUUGCACAGAAUUGCCUAAUUAUAAGGGUUAAGAUCAAGAAUUUCAAGUCCUCCCUUCUCCUUAGGGGUUUUGCACCUUCUGCUUAUCAUGUACUCCUUACUGUACAUGGGCGCUGGGCCGUGCUUGGACCGGCAGGCGGCAGGGCACGGGCACGCUCCGGGCCCAUUUAUUUCGUGCCCGUCAGUUUUCGUGUCGUGCCGUGAAAGCCCAUUUGUUAACUUUGCUAGGCCCGGCCCAGACCCGAGCACAGUUCGAAUCGUGUCGUGCCUAUUCGUGAUCGUGCUCUACUAAUAUUCGUGUCUAAUAAAAAAGAAAAAAUAAAAUAAAAGAGAGAAUGAAAAGAAGGUGAAAAAUUAGAUGGAGAAAGAUAGUAUUAACCGAGAAUGUUUGAGAAAAGUAACAAAUAAGGGGGAAAAGAAAAUUGGAAGUAUAGCGGGUGUGAUUUGACAUUGUUUAAUUAUUCGUCCAUUUUUACUUAAGGUAGUAAUUACGUAUAUAUCUUUAUGACACUUCUAACAACAACAAAUAAUUAUUUUUUUACUUGUAUUUUAUAACAUUUGAAUCUAUCAUUCUUUUUAUAUUUAUUUUCUAUCAAAUAAAUGUUAUUUUUGUGCCAUGACCGUUCUUAUACUCGAUAAAAUCUCAAAAAUAUUAGGCCCAACACGACACACUUAUAUACCGUGUCGCGCCCAUGCUCGUGCCCAUGAAAUUUAGACUCAAAACGACCCAUAAAUUAUUCGUACUCGUGCUGGAUUGACUCAUUUAUUCCGUACACGUGCUCAUACCAUGCUGUAAUCGUGUCGUGUCGUGCUAGCCCAUAGGCGGCACGACCCUUGUCCACGUACACUCCUUACCAUAUGAAGUCGCAUUGUAUUUUCUCGAUGCAAGCAACAACUGAUCAUUUUGACGCACUGUAGAGGGAGCACAUAUAGGUUGGUUGGCUAGCAAGACAAUAAUUGCUCAAAAUUAUCCUCCCUCUAAAAAACAGAUGCUUACCCUUCCAAACUCUCAAGCUUUCUUUAUAGUUUGUAAUAGCAGGUUUCCAAAUUGCCGUUGGAGAAACGUAGAAAGAUUUGAUCUAGUGGUAAUACCAUUAGUCUUGAACCUGGAGGUCCCAAGUUUGAAUUCUUUAAGUAGCACUUUAACCCAAAAAAAAGUAACGUAUAUCAUCCUUAUCCAACAACAAAAAAUUGCAGUUGAAGAAAGUGGGGGCACCAAGAGGCAGCUCGAAAUACAGCAUAGGUAAAAAAAAAUCACACUCGCAGCCUAAAAUUUCAGUAAGUCUUUUAAUAUUACGAACCUCGCCGACAGAGUGCAUUCGAAUUUCAUCAAGAUUCACUUUCAAUCCCAUAACACUCAGAAAUUUGUAGAUCCAAUAGAUCAUGAUGAACUCGUUCCUUCUGAUCAAACGUUUUCAAAAACGACUUAAAAACGAAGAAGUUACCAUAUGGUAUGUAGUUGGUAACGGGUGGUAUGAAAAAACAUUCUCGAAAUAUAUUGAAAAUUGAUUUCAUUUUGUAGAGCACAAUGAACGCGUUCCAUCUGUGCAAAAAAAAAAAAAUUUAAUCCGAGUUAGAACGAAGAAGAUAAGAGUCAAUUAAAAAAACUAGAUCUAAAAAGAUAAGAGUCAAUUCUUUAAGUAGUCAAUUAAAAAAAUUGAUUUCAUUUUGUAGGGAAAAUAAAAUGUUUUUAAUUGACAACCCUUAGAUCUGGAUUUUUUAGGUCCACUUAGAUCUAAAGGUUCAGAUUUAUUUACUCAUAUAUCAGUAAGCAAUGGUUACUUACCCUAUCCUAAUCUCGUAAAAUAUAUAUAAUAGUGAUGCAUGUGUUAUUAUUGCCCUUGCUUUCCCUUUCUAGCUAUCUUUCACGUGAUUUUAUUGUUUCCUUUCGCUCUUGUUUUAUAAUCAUCCCCACUCUGCCUUAAUUAUCAUAAACUUGAUAGGAAGAUUUUUUUUUUUUUUUAAACUACCUUGCUUUCAUUCACUUAAAAGUAAAAAUAGUCUGGGCAUCAUUACAUAAGGGAUGGGCUAAGAAAAAAGGGGUUGAAAAUGCGUAGUUAUAUGAAGCACAAUACCAUGUCUACAACUCAUGUAUUUAUAACCAAGAGUUCAAAACUGAAGCACAAUACCAUGUCUACAACUCAUGUAUUUAUAAUAAACCUAUCCGUCCUAUUAGCAUAUUUGAAGUAAAUAUAACAAUUUAAU